AUGCCCCAGCAGCAGCUACUGCGCAAAGGCUCGGAGAUAGAGGAGCUGCAGCAGCAGUGCAAGGAGUCUCUGCGAGCUUCUCUUCGAAUCGUGGAUGAGACGAACCAGACUUCCCAGGCGACUGCGGAGCAACUCGCGGCGCAAUCUGAGCAACUGACUCGCAUCGCCGAAACUACAGAAGAAAUCAGUGGCAACCUAGAGGCUUCAGCCUAUCUCCUGAAGGGACUUAAAAGCUGGUGGGGGGGGUUUGCGCAGAUAUUCUCAGCUCCCAGGGCGUCCUUUAACUCCGCAAGCCGCCAACAGCAGCAGCAGCAACAGCAGCAACAGCAGCAACAGCAGCAACAGCAACAGCAGCAACAGCAACGCACACCUCUGCACGGUUAUAUAUGCGACAAAAGCGCACUCUCUGCUGCCACUGCCGCCUUAUGGGUGCCCUCCCGUGGUGCUGUCAUGACAAGGCCAGAGGAGGCAAGCAGGACGCGCGCAGCUGCGUUUUGCAAUACCAGAGCAGCUUCGGAAGAAUCAAGGGGGAAGCAGGCGGAGGCGGGAGGCCUUGCCGGCAGAGCUG
This is a messenger RNA of Cyclospora cayetanensis, 568 nucleotides long. RefSeq names its product RNA polymerase II degradation factor 1-like. The record is from RefSeq and is a predicted model, not a curated record. NCBI's taxonomy places the organism in Eukaryota, Apicomplexa, Conoidasida, Eucoccidiorida, Eimeriidae. The annotation marks the transcript as partial. Gene Ontology annotation, cellular component: SNARE complex; plasma membrane. Gene Ontology annotation, molecular function: SNAP receptor activity. The transcript has 3 exons.